Molecule: messenger RNA, 2170 nt
Organism: Morone saxatilis (striped sea-bass)
Lineage: Eukaryota; Metazoa; Chordata; Actinopteri; Moronidae
Product: rho-related GTP-binding protein RhoA-D-like
Exons: 5
Coding region: 136-717 (193 amino acids)
Biological process (GO): small GTPase-mediated signal transduction
Cellular component (GO): neuron projection
Molecular function (GO): GTPase activity; GTP binding
Source: RefSeq, a predicted model, not a curated record
GGGCGGGUCUUGUGAGUAUCAGUUUGGCCGCUUCCUCUCGGUCCUUCACUCCGAGUACAGCUGCUUCAAGGGAAGGGCCACAGCAGGAGGGGGAACACGGAGGUCUUUGGCAUUUGAAAGCACACUGUGGGAAAGAUGGCUGCUAUCAGGAAGAAGCUGGUGAUAGUUGGGGAUGGUGCGUGUGGGAAGACCUGUCUGCUCAUCGUCUUCAGUAAGGACCAGUUCCCAGAGGUCUACGUCCCCACUGUGUUUGAGAACUACAUCGCUGACAUUGAAGUGGAUGGCAAACAGGUGGAGUUAGCGUUGUGGGAUACAGCAGGUCAGGAGGACUAUGACAGACUGAGGCCUCUCUCCUACCCCGACACAGACGUCAUCCUCAUGUGCUUCUCCAUAGAUAGCCCUGACAGUUUAGAGAACAUUCCCGAGAAAUGGACGCCUGAAGUGAAACACUUUUGUCCCAACGUCCCGAUCAUUCUCGUGGGUAACAAGAAGGACCUCAGGAAUGAUGAACACACUCGCAGGGAGCUGGCCAAGAUGAAACAGGAGCCGGUUAAGUCUGAGGAGGGCAGAGACAUGGCCAACCGCAUCAGUGCCUUUGGCUACCUGGAGUGCUCUGCCAAGACCAAGGACGGCGUGCGGGAGGUGUUUGAGAUGGCAACCAGAGCAGCGCUGCAGGUCCGCAAGCGUAAGAAGAGGGGCGGCUGCCAGCUACUGUGAGGGGACGGAGUUUGUUGGCCAAUCAGCAGCUGAAGGAGGACUCCCCCCUUUACACACAGCGCAAACUUAGAGAAACCUUAAAUCAAUGGCUUCCGUGGACUAUACUUACUUCACAGAUGCAGAUUUGCCACAGGAGAAUAUGAAAGACUGACACACCUGUUUAAAAGCAAAACAAAUCCAUUUAAAAAAACAAAAAAACCCUCUGCUACUCGCACACUGUCAGCUUUGUUCCUGUUUGUUUGCUGUUUUGUUUUCCUCCACCAGCCUGUUUGUGUGAAGGACCUGCCCCUUCCUCUUCUAUGAAUGUAUGUUUGUAUUUAUAUGUGCAUAUACUUUACAAAUAUAUCAUGCGUCUGUGUUAUGAUUGUUUACAGAGAAGGGUCUUGUAGCUCACAUGCCCACUGACUGUGUUGCUUCAACGGUUUGAGAUUUCCUUUUCAUUAGUAUGGAACCUCUGCUUCUCUUGAACCCGCGUCUCCUUCAGUCACAAUCUAUUUGUCACACCACUUUUCAUUUUACACCCUUAAAGUCCUAUUUCACCAAGUGCUGAGUCAGCAGAGCUCUGUUUUCCCCCCCAUCUUUCUCUUCUGACAUAAAGGACUAAAUUUAGAGUGUGGUCACUGCAUUAAUACACUGAAACCUACAUAAACUGAAGCAGCAGUGGUUAUUUGUGUGGAGAGGUUUUGGACUGCACCUUUUCUCUCUCUCUUCCACAGCGAUAGCUUGAACUGGCACUGGAGACAGUGGUCUAUUGUAACGGACACAAUACACUCAGUCAUGCUCACACUGGCACUGACAAACUUGCCUCUACCAAGACGUCACCAAUGCCUUCCCCCAAACAAGCCUCCUGUUUGAACUCCGUACUGUUGAUUCAGAUCCAGUAUAUAGUUAUUAGACAUCACCGUGUACUGGAUUUUCUGAGGAAAAGUGCACACUGUAAUCUACAGGUUGGAUAAUAUAUAUAUAUUGAUAUUCAGACAGAAUAUAGGCCCAUUCUGUUUAUAAACGUAAUAAAAUCUUCAACUGACAACUUGACUGACGGAUCAGACAUUAUCAGUGUGCCAUCUCCUCAGUUUGACUCACCAGAUCAGUAGCUCUCUUGACUAUUUUAAAUCGGGGUUUCGUUUGUGUCUACCAGGACUUUAUUUGACACCACUCAAAAUAUUCCUUAAAAUGUGAUUGGAAAAAUGAUCAAAAGUUUUCCCUUUAGUAGCCCUUAAAGGUCGUUGAAAUGGGGCCAACUGAUUAACAGAGGGUGUGUAUGCCUGGGAAUGAGGGUGUGUAUGCUUGGGAAUAAGGGGGUGUUUGGGUAACGGUAAAAAAAAUGUCUUUACAUUCAUGUGUCAUAAAGGUGCUGUUCUCAGGAAAUUAAUAAAAAAUCUGCAACAAAAUUGGAAUGGAAAGCCAACUUUGCAACCACAAUUUACACUUUUUUCCAGACGUGUAUUCUCAU